Messenger RNA from Symbiodinium sp. CCMP2456, 1530 nucleotides. NCBI's taxonomy places the organism in Eukaryota, Dinophyceae, Suessiales, Symbiodiniaceae. The record is from the annotation of a GenBank genome assembly.
AUGGCCUCGAAGUGGAAACGAAAGAAAGGCCUGGAGCCAGACAAAGACGUGGUUGCAGUUGACACGACCGAGCUGUCCCCACUGGGGCACUGCCUUCUGGAGCAGUUUGCUGCCGGGGCCUCCGGCCCUUCAAUCCAGAAGCUUGCUUUGGCUGCUACUAAAACUUUCGGCGAGAGCCCGGCCGACUUGAUCGACUUGGCAUCUCUCGGCAACUUUGGCAGAAACCCAGGCAACUGUGCCGAGCAGUUGACGACACGGUAUUGCAAAUCGGAAGCCGGCAAUUUGCCAAGGCCGUACUUGCUCGAAGUACCAGUUCGUGUCCGAAGCAAUGUGGAUUGUGCAGUCAGUGUGGUGACCAAAGACGUAGCCAUCUAUUUGCCACAUGAUUGGUUUGCUUGGGUCGUGAGCGACCACAUAUCCGAAGAUGCCACAGAAGUCUUGACCGGUUUGUCCGGGCUGCAAAAGUUUUGGUCCGAGCACAACAAGUCCGAUCCGAAGUUGAAAGGGAACCCCAUUUCGAAGCAGAAGAUGGAGAAGUAUGUGCCUUUUGUGGUCCAUGGCGACGGUGGUGCUUUUCAAAGAAAUGACAGCAUCAAUGUGUUGUCCAUGCGAAGUUUGCUGUCAGCUGCGAAUGUCGGUUUGAGCCAGUUCUUGCUUUUUUCCAUUCCCAAAGCAUGUGUGAACAAGAGUGACGACAUCGAGGAAGACACGAUGCACCACAUUUGGAGGGCCCUCGCCUGGAGCUUCGAAGCACUCUUUCGAGGGGUCCAUCCCGUGGCAGAUCAUCAAGGUGUCGUGUUUGCCUUGUCUGGUGAUGGUGUUACAGCACACAUUCUUGCAAACUGCUGCUUUGACUUCGUCAUGAAGCCUGGCUGGGUAGGCGGCCAAGAUGUGAAGAUGAAAGCAUUGUUCCACAGGGUCUUGCAGCAAUACGAGGAGCUUUGCAUCGCCUCGGAGAACAGAAUCGGAAGGCUGCAGCCGUCCAAUUUCUGCAAUCCGAAAAAUAAAUUCGGACAAUUCCCGUCCAUGUCAGGCAUCAAAGCCCGACACUUGAGGUAUCUGGUCCCGUGUUUCCGAGAAAUCUGUGACCAUGAAAAAGAUGAGAGAAAACCAUACACCGUGCACAGGUGGAGCUGCUUGCAUCACAUGGAGAUAGUGUACCAAUGUCUGGAGAAGGCCAGUUUGCAUUUGGAUCCUGGAGCCCGGAGAAGAAUCGCAUCUUCAAUGGACUUGUGCCUGCAGCAUUACACCAAGUGCUGCAAACUCUGCAUGCAGGAAGGGUUUCUGCAGUGGAACAUUACACACAAGCAUCAUUUGUCCUGCCAUCUUGCAGCCCAAGCUCAGUACCUGAACCCGAAAUUCGUCAGUACGUACACCGGGGAGACGAUGGUGGGGUACAUGGCCAGCCUUGGCCAUGCCUGCCUGAAUGGCACUCCUCCUCACCUGGUGCCAGAGAAAGUAUGCUGGAGAUUUCGGUUAGGCAUGUGGCUGAAGCUUUUAGGCCAAGACUUCGCUGAGGACGAAGCUUGA